CAAGACUACACUGCAGUGGAAAAAGAUGACAUCACUCUUGAGUGUGAGCUUAGCAAAGAUGUACCCGUGAAAUGGUUUAGAAAUGGUGAAGAAAUUAAGGCUUCAAAGACUGUAACUAUCAAGACUGAAGGCAAACGCAGAAUUCUGAAGAUUAAGAAAGUUGAAGAAAAGGACAAAGGGGAUUACGAAUGUGACUGUGGAACAGACAAAACUAAAGCAAGCGUGAACAUUGAAGCACGCAUUAUUAAAGUAGAGCGCCCCUUGUAUGGAGUGGAAGUGUUUGAAGGUGAAACAGCUCGUUUUGAAGUAGAAAUCUCAGAACCUGAUGUUCAUGCUCAAUGGAAACUUAAGGGAGAAGUAUUAUCUCCAUCUCCGGAUUGUGAAAUCAUAGAAGAUGGAAACAAACACGUCCUUAUCUUGUAUAAUUGCAAACUGGACAUGACUGGGGAGAUUUCCUUCCAAGCUGCCAAUGCCAAAAAUGCAGCUAAUCUCAAAGUAAAAGGUAUGAUGAUAUUUUAC
Molecule: messenger RNA, 519 nt
Organism: Staurois parvus
Lineage: Eukaryota; Metazoa; Chordata; Amphibia; Anura; Ranidae
Source: the annotation of a GenBank genome assembly